CACGAUUCUUAAAACUCAUUUGGUAGCAUCGCUAAUGGAUGUACAGCAGAGCUUUCCGUGAGAGUCAACUAUACAUAUAGGCUCCAACUUGAUGGAAUAAACUCAGUUACCUCACACGCUGUCCCAUCGAAAAAGAGACACUUGAGGAUUAUUUGACGCGCUAAAUCUUACCACGAGGGCCCGCGCAAGGCUUGUCACUAUAAGACGAGUUUAUCAUUCAUUCAACCGGAGAUCGCCUCGUAAGUGCUUCGUCGAAAUCCCACUGAUGAGGCCAAGACUAGCAAAUGUUGGAGAGGCGUUCCACGCGUUGUCGUCAGUUGCGUUUAAGUUGAUCUUGCAGUCAGUUCGCUCUGUGGAUUCUCGACGCGAAAAGCCCGACGUGUCUCUCUUGGGUGAGAAACUGAGAAGAACUUAAUUUAAAAAAAAAAUGAAUUUUAGGGAAUAAAAAAAAAAUAAAACUACAAGCCACAAGCCUAUAAGUGGUAGUGGAACGUGUAGGGAGUGUGCCUAUAUGGUUUUUAAGUGGUGAGUGGAGGUUGGAAAAUUUCUGCGAGACAUGCCAGUAAAAUUGCCCAACAACCCAUAUUCGUAAAUGUGUUUUUCGUGUUAUACCCAGAGAGUUUGAAGAGGAGACUCUCGUCAAUUGAAACUUCAUUCCCAAUUUGACCUUAGAAGUGAAUAGCCACGGUACACUAUCUUCCUUCUCCAAGAAGCCAUUUUCUUCUUCGAUACUACUUAACAAUCGCAACGUUUCCUCUCGCCACAUUAGAAUGUAAAUGAACAAGAAUUGUAGGGUAACGAAUUCUUAUUCUUAGACAUUAUUGUGAAUUAUAAGAAAAGUUUUUUUUUUUCAAGUGACUUGUAAGAUGCUUUAGAGACAGGGUGUGUUUAAUUUUGUGUGCUGUGCUUAUUGAUCAUAAAAUAAAACUUUAUUGAAAAAUAUAGAGAGCUUAAAGUGAUUUGUGUGGAGAAAAAUGCAGAAAAUGUUGCUCUCGACUUGUUUUCUUUUGGUAUCAACUUUGGUGCAUUUUGGAGUAACGUCCGUCCCACUCAAGGGUACAGAACCAGCAACGAUAUCUGAAUGUGCUGCAAAGGGUGGGGAGUGCAAUGAGAGCAGAGGACGACCGGUAUGUGGCACAGACAAUCAAACCUACCCAACACGAUGUCAUUUAAUCAGAGCUCAGUGCAGUGGUCAUCAAGUUAGUCUCAAACAUCGAGGAAAAUGCAAAAAUGAAUGCGCAGUAUCGCGGAAUUAUGCUCUGGCCCACAGAUCUGUUCUCAAAUUUGUACCACGGUGUCGAGCAGAUGGUACAUAUGCGGCUGUUCAGUGUCUAGAAGAUGACUGCUGGUGUGUCACGCCACAAGGGAAGCCCAUCCGCAAUACCACUGUGAAGGGUGUGAAACCUGUGUGUGCGAGACCGGCGAAAGUGAAUACAAGGCGAUCGCCGGAUAUUCAUUUGCGCAUGAAGAAGCCUUGCUCGAAGACGGACAAAGCGCAAUUCAAUGCGAAUCUCGUGAAAAUGUUCCACAAUGAAUUUUCACGCUACAAUAAAGCUCAUCAAAAACCAGAAGAACGUGUAUCUGAUCAAAUGAUUUUGGAAUGGAAAUUCGUUGCUUUGGAUCGCAAUGGGAAUUCCAUUUUGGAUAAAAAUGAAUUUCGCGAAUUUAAGAAGUUGGUGAAGAAGAUCGUCAAACCGAAAAGAUGUGCGCGAGUUUUUGGUAAAUUCUGCGAUGAGGACAACGAUGAGAAGCUCUCAAACAGCGAAUGGACCUACUGCUUCACGAAAGAUACCUCGAAUUCUGCCAGUGGCCAUGGUGGCCCUGCCAUAGUUGGAGCUCCGGAAGAUUCCAUGGAGGUGGACGAGGAUGCAGAUGAUUACUACGAGGAUGAAUUUUCGGAUUCAAUCAAUGCCCUUAUUGGUGUCACCGACAGCCGCCAGUUCCCCAUGAACAAGAAGCCUGGCUUCUUGCUUCAAGGUAAGACGACUUUACAAUUGUCUGGAGAUGGUGAGGCUUUGGGAAGAGAAGGAAAUGAUGGGGAGUCGGAUUGUUUAGCUGACAGAGCUGCUGCAUUGGAUGAGCAGAAGUCUGGAACGACGGCUCUUUACGUACCUGAAUGCACUCCAGAUGGACGGUAUCAGCGUGUCCAGUGCUACCGAUCCACCGGCUAUUGUUGGUGCGUUCAUGAGGAUACUGGAAAAAACAUCCCUGGAACUUCGACAAAGGAUAAGAAGCCGCAAUGCGAUACAAUUUACUCACCAACACGACCCAUGAAGGGAUGUCCCGAAGGGAAGAAAUUGGACUUUCUCAAGGAACUAAAAUCCUACUUAAAGGAUCAGUUAAUUAUAAGUGCCAACAGCCCCACGAAUACGACAAAGUGGAAUACGGAAGAUGAAAAAUUGGCCACACUUAGCUUUGUGAUUCUUGACAAAAAUAAGAACAAAGUAUGGGAACGGAGAGAAUGGAAGACUUUUCGGGAGUUGGUGAUGCCGAUAAAAUCACUGAGGAAAUGCGGUAAGAAGCUUCCGCGGUACUGCGAUGUGAACAAUGAUCGUGAAAUUACUUUGUCCGAGUGGUUGAACUGCCUACAAACUACAAGAUCAUCAAGUAAUGCUGGAAAAAGUAGCACAAAUGAAUUAAAACCACAACAGACAAAGUUCCGAGGGCCAAAUCCACUAGAAUCCUACUUGAAGAGUGACUAAGAAUCUCUACAAAACUCAUCUUUUGCACUAUUUAUAAAUUCUCAGUGCCAUUUUUAUAUUAUUAACAUAAACGAAGAAAACCAGUGAUUUGUAAUUUUUUGCGCAAUUUUUGUAUACAAAUUGAUCUGCAUUACUACUCGAAAAAUCUCAUUUUUUUGUAUUACGCAAAAUGCAAUGUUGUCAGGUAUAAAAGAGAGAAUUAUGUGUGCCAAUAAUAUUUUUGUUUAUUUAUAAGUUUUUCUCAAAUACAUUUCAACUAGUUUUUGUCAUAAAAUUGCAAAAAUUAGACUCAUGUUCUGUUUUACAUAUAUGUUUUUUCACAUUUUCUUUCUUAUAUUCUAAAAAAAAUAAAUACAAAAAAGAAAGAAGGAAAAGUAAUUCACACUUUAGCAAAGGUGCAAGAAAAAAGUGUGUGUGAUAAAAGUGAUAAAGUAUUAUCAAUUUUUAUAGUACAUUAUGUAUUUUAAUAUUGCAAAAAGAAAUGGUAAGAAAACAAUCGAUUAUUGUAACAAUAAUUGUAAUUAUUGUAACAACAAUUAUUGUAAUCAUAUACAAUCAAUGUAAUAAAAAUAGAUGGACUUCAA
This is a messenger RNA of Lutzomyia longipalpis, 3286 nucleotides long. RefSeq names its product SPARC-related modular calcium-binding protein 2 (gene magu). Gene Ontology annotation, molecular function: heparin binding; protein binding; calcium ion binding. The record is from RefSeq and is a predicted model, not a curated record. The coding region runs from base 975 to 2702 and encodes 575 amino acids. NCBI's taxonomy places the organism in Eukaryota, Metazoa, Arthropoda, Insecta, Diptera, Psychodidae. Gene Ontology annotation, biological process: extracellular matrix organization. Gene Ontology annotation, cellular component: basement membrane. The transcript has 11 exons.